GGUAAUUGUUGCAGCCAUAGUUCUGUGUAUUAGUUAUUAAUUGUUCCAGUUACAAUAUUGUUUCAGCCACGGUAUUUAUUGUUCAGACCACAAUGUUGUUGCAGCCACUGGUGCCGUGACGGUCAUUCCUGAUGAUGGGGUCACGCCAACUGCCAGACGGGUGUCUGGAGCUGGCCUGGGUGUUCGGCUACAAUGGUCAAGCUGCCAGCAACAACGUUAAGGUCAAUAAGGAUGGUCACCUCGUGUACCACGUGGCCGCUCUAGGCGUUGUCCAUGAUGUUACCAAUACAAAACAGAGCUUCUAUACCGGUCAUAACAAUGACAUCACCAGUUGGCAGUGCAAUAGCAAAAGUAGUUGCAGUACUAUUAGUACUUUAGUAGAGGCAGUUGUAGCCCAUGUUUUACAACUACUUCUAGUUCCCGUGAAAUAUCCAUACCUGUAUAUGCCUUUCCCACUUAGUCAUUCUCUGACUCGCACUCAGGGCGGGGUACUGGUGACGGAGGUGUACCCUGGAGGACUGCUCUCUGGAGGUACUGACGGCAAUGUCACCCUCUUUGACAAGCAGCUCAACAAAGUCUCCACCGUCUCAGGAGCUCCGAGCCUAGUGUAUGGCGUGGCGGGACCCAUACAUUCCCUCACUGUCUUCAGGGAGAAGCUAAUAAUUGGAACGGAGAAGAACGAGGUGUGGAUGGGGAGUGUUGAGGGCGGGGUAGGAGCAGCAACAUGUGUGGUACAAGGACACAGCCUGGGAGAGGCCUGGGGCCUGGCCACACAUCCCACUAAGCCUGUGGCUGUCACCGCAUCAGACGACCGCACAGUCAGAUUGUGGGAAUUAGAUGAGAGACGACCCUUGGCUACCACAGUAUUGGAGAAGGCAGUACGAGCAGCUGCCUUCAGCCCAGAUGGUCAACAUGUAGCUGUUGGCCUCACGCAUGGCACCUUUGUCAUCUUUCAGGCAGAGCAGCUGAAGGAGGAGCACCGCAUCAGUGACCGCAAAGAAGUGCGACACGAUCUCAAGUACUCACCGUGUGGAGCCUUUCUCGCUGUUGCUUCUAAUGAUAACUUUGUGGACAUAUACAAGGUGGAGCCAGGGUAUGAGAGGUGCCAUGUGCUGCAGGGAGCCUCUUCCUUCAUCACACACCUUGACUGGUCUACAGAUUCCUGCUAUUUGCAGCUUAACUCUGGCGCACGAGAGAGACUUAUCUUCCAAGUUGAAAAGGAGAGUGUUGUUGGUGACAGCAGCAUAACUGAGGUGGAGUGGUCAUCAUGGACAUGUGUGCUAGGGGCGCAAGUAGCUGGUAUCUGGCCCAAGUAUUCAGACACCUCAGAUGUGAACGCCUGCCAUGCUAACAUGGAUCUGGGUGUUAUAGUCACUGCAGGUGAUGACGGCUUCCUCAGGCUCUUCAGAUUCCCUUGUGCUAAGAAAGACUCGAAAAGUGAGAGUUAUGUGGGUCACAGUGAACACGUGAGUAACGUACGGUGGAGCUGUGACUCUCGGUACGUGGUGUCCGUGGGAGGUGGUGAUCACGCACUCUGUCUCUGGAAGCUCAAGUCUCCACCAUACACUUCAACACACCCUCAACAAACAGUGAAACUUCCAUCUGCCUUGGGGAAACCUGAGCAGGAAGCCUUGGACACAGAUGGUGACCUGAAGACCAUCCCUCAACCUACUCAGAACCUGCCUGAUGAUCUACCUGGGAACACUGCCAUCUCAAGACAACGAGGAAAAAAUAAGAAUAGAGAUAGUUCUGCACUAGGAGUCAAAAUAGCUGAGGACUCGACUUUCGCCAAGCGUCGAAAUGCUAAGAGUGGAAAGUCACAGGAAAACACUCAGCCUGAGCAUAGUCUUCAUUUACACCAUGUAUUUGGAGUACGUGUCCAUGAAUGCCGGAACAAUGCCCACUGGCUCAAAAAUAGACAGGUGGUGUAUCACAUAGCUGCCAUAGGUGUAGUGUGUGACCCUAACACGACAGUUCAACGUCACUACCUACAACACACUGAUGACAUUCUCUGUCUUGAUGUUCACCCUGGGGGAGAAUUUGUUGCAUCUGGUCAGGUAGGACGAGAAGCCACUGUGCAUGUGUGGGAUGCAAGGGAGGUGUGCAUGAUAUCACUGUUAGAAGGUGGACACACAGUAGGCGUGGUGAGUGUGAACUUCAGUGGUGAUGGGGAUCUGCUAGCCUCACUGGGUCUUGAUGAUUACCACACUGUCGUCCUGUGGAACUGGCACAAAGGAUACAAGCUAGCUUCAGCUAGAGGCCACAGUGACAAAGUGUUUGGGGUGAGGUUCAGCCCCUCAGACAACAAUCAUCUUGUCACCUAUGGUGUUAAACAUGUUAAGUUCUGGACGCAGACAGAAGGUAGCCUCACAUACAAUCAGUUGGUGCUUGGACAGCAGUUCAAACAGAAUACAGUUCUGUGCAGCAGUGUGGGAGGGGGCAAGGGAGACACAGAGUGGUGGCUGCUGGGGCUGUCAUCAGGGGAUGUGCUGGUUGUCAGAGAUGCCAAAGUGGAGAGAACUAUUAAAGCUCAUAAAGGGCCAAUAUACACCAUACUUGUAACCCAUGAGAGCGUGUGGAUAGCUGGCCAAUGUGGAUAUGUCAGCAAGUGGGACACUGAGAUGAAGGAGUGUGUGAAAGUGUUCCCUGUGACAGACCACUUGCUUGAGGACACCAGCACUGUCAGUCUCAACUCUUCACAGCCAGGGCUGCGUAGCCUGUCUGCUGCCCCCCUUACUGUCAUGCCUAUUCUUGUAGCCACACACCAUGCUGAACUUCUCUUUAUGGAUGCUGAUGGAAAAUUCACUGUUCUGGUGCAGGGACACAGCAAGGGUGAGGUGUGGGGCCUGGACACUCACCCUAGCCUCAUGGAGGCAGUGACUGUAGGAGGUGACAAUACACUGCGAUGCUGGAAUCUGGAGGGUCAUGCUUUGGGCAGUGCCACCCUCAGGAAGACUGCACGAUGUCUUCACUUCCAUCCUAGUGGUUUAUUUCUGGUACUUGGCUACCUAGAUGGAAGUGUUGCCUUGUACCAGUAUCCUAGUCUGGAAAAGCAAGGAGCGAUACAUCACAGGUCUGAGGGAAUCUCUGAUAUCAGGUUCUCUCCAGAUGGUUGUUUUCUUGCUGUAGGUUCUCAUGAGUGUCUGGUUGAUAUUUAUGCAGUGAACAUAAGUGAGGAUGAUACAAGCAAGGAGGGAUCAAGUCUACAUAGAGUCGGCCAGUGCCAGGGUGCCUCCUCCUGGAUCACCCACCUCACCUGGCAUAAAGAUUCUAAACUCCUUCAAAUCAAUACAGGGGCUGGAGAGCAGUUGUUCUAUGAGGCUCCACAUGGUACCCAUCAGUUAAUUCCUGAGAACACCAAUACUGAACUGGCUUGGGCUUCACCACUAACGUGUCCCUUGGAUGCUACCGUUGAGGGUGUCUGGGCCCCACACAUGGACUUGACAGACAUUAAUGCAGUCGCUACAGCACACAACCUGCCUCUUGUAGCUACUGCUUCAGAUGAUCAGGGUCUGGUCAGCCUCUUCAGAUACCCAUGUCAGGGUGAGCAAAAGUGCCGUCAGUAUGGUGGUCACAGUGCGCAUGUCACUAAUGUGCGAUGGACAUAUGACGACUCAAAGUUGGUGACCACAGGUGGUGGGGACACCUCAGUCAUAGUAUGGGCACUCACACUCCGUGACCCACCCACAUCACCUCAUCUCCAAAAUGAUGCACAGGCCAUUAAUGGUCUGCCCAACGAAGAUAUGACAUUACUGGAUGUGGAGAGUGCUGGGCUGGAUGAUGACAUAGUAGUGAGAGCUGCCACUACUAGGGAGAGCAAGGCAUCUAAGACAGGCAAGACUCAGGCAGUGCAGCAUGGGUCAAACUUUGCCACUCACCUUAGGUCCAUGCCCACGCUCACCCCUGAUGAUAAGAUGGUGUUUUAUUGUAGUGGCUCCAUUGUGGGCAGACUUAAUGUAGCUGAAGGAGGUGAAGUGGAGGGUCAGAAUGUUGGGCAUGGGGACCACAAGUCGUUUGUAACAGCACUAACUGUCUCUCCUGCAGAACCAGUCAUGGUUGCCACUGCACAGUUGGGUAUGGCAGAGGAUACUCAGGAGGAUAAGGCAGAGUUUGCAUUGGUGCACGUGUGGUCGGCGAGCGACGGUUCCACUGCAGCCGUGCUCCGAGGUGGCCCUGAGGCCCUCAUCACCUCUCUAACAUUUUCACCAAGCGGGAGGUUCCUUGCCUCCCUUGCUGAUGCUUCCAUAGUACACGUCUUUAACUGGAUUAAAGGUGUACACAUUGGUCAUAUUGAGCUAAAGGCUGGGAUGGUGACAACAAUGGCUCACUCUAGUGAGACGACUUUGACUGUGCUGACGCCUCGCACAGUCCUCUUCUUGGACUUGGUGGGCAACUCUUUAGUUACAACACGAGGUCAUGUUACCCCUGACCUUCUCCCACGUGAUGUUGCCUUUAAUGGAUUGGGCGUAUCUCCAGAUGGUCAUGUAUAUGUAGGCUGCAAUGAUGGCAGCAUAGUAGAGUGGAAAGGGAGGACAGCAACUCGACGCGUUGCACCACCAGAUGACUCUGAAAUCAUAACCCCAGUUCGUAUGUCAAUUGCUGUGGGACAGGGUGCCAUCUUCACAGCAUGCAGACUAGACUCUGUGAUUGUCGUCCGGUGUUAUACAACAGACUCUGAUGAGCUGCGCUUCUUCUCGGAUUCUCACAUUACAGCACCAACCGGUAACUGGACUCCCAUCUCUGCUAGAUUAGGAGCAGCUCUGCUUGUUCUGGGAUCACGAAAAAAUCAUCCUUUUAUUAUUUUAGAUCUGAAGUCUGGAAAGUUUACUUUGAUAGAACAUGUUUGAAUAAGAACAAUUUUUUUUUUUUUUUUUCAACUUGAAAUCAUUUUGCUUAUAUGAGCUCUUUAGGUGCCUCUCUUGGGAGACGACCAACUUGUUGAAAAAAAAAAAAAAAAUAUUUAUAUCAUUGCAUAUAUUUAUAUAUAUCAUUGCAUCACAUUUGAAAUUUUUAAUGUAAAAAUAUUGUUUGAUUAUAAGAACACAUAUAAGACUUAAGGAUUAGCAUUGAAAGCAAUGCUUCUUGACAUGCUCUCUGUAUAGUCCUUGUGGCUUAGCGCUUCUUUUUGAUUAUAAUAAUAAUAAUUGACAUGCUCUGUCACUAUUUAGCAUUCUCAUAUUUAUAUGUAAUACGGUUCCUCAACCUGGAUCCACAUGCCAUGUGUGAGCCUCUUGUGUAUGUACUGUAUUUUCCUUCUACUUUUUUACUGUGUAAUUGUAAUUUUUUUGUGAAUAUGUCUAUAUAAUGCAUUAAAGCAAUAGAUAUCUCACCUGACCCCUUUUUCUUUAUGCUUACCUGUUACUGUAAACACAUGUCGA
This is a messenger RNA of Cherax quadricarinatus, 5378 nucleotides long. The record is from RefSeq and is a predicted model, not a curated record. NCBI's taxonomy places the organism in Eukaryota, Metazoa, Arthropoda, Malacostraca, Decapoda, Parastacidae.